Molecule: messenger RNA, 3489 nt
Organism: Mya arenaria
Lineage: Eukaryota; Metazoa; Mollusca; Bivalvia; Myida; Myidae
Product: putative lipid scramblase CLPTM1
Exons: 14
Coding region: 19-1953 (644 amino acids)
Cellular component (GO): membrane; endomembrane system
Source: RefSeq, a predicted model, not a curated record
AGAGAUUAUUGAAUAAUCAUGGCGGACACAGGAGACGUUGCUGUCAUAUCUAACACAGAAAAUGUCGCUCAAGCUGCGCAAAAUGGAGAUCCUGCACAAGAAGCACAACAGCCAGCUCAGCAGCAGGGAUUUUUUGGUAUUGUGAAAGGUCUUGUCAUUAGGAUGGCGAUUAUCUACAUGAUCAGUAGCUUCUUCCGUAGGGGAAGCACACCAACCACGCCUCCAGCUGAUGGCUCUAACCCUAGUGCGGGAGCAAGCACUGGUGGAUAUGUCUACACAACCAAUCAAUUUGAAAAGGGCACAUUUUUGGACAUGUAUGUGUACAUCACAGAGCUUGAAAAAAUGAAUAAUUUCUCAGAGGAUUCCCUGUUCUGGGCAAAGAAAGGGCUGAUGUAUGGUGACUGGGAGGCGGGACCCAAUGGAGAUGGCACAUUUGAGUACUCAGGGAAAAUACCAGCUUCACCUACUGUACAAAACAAUGGUUCUCUCUACCUACAUGUGUAUGUUGUUAAGGAAGGAAAUUCACCAGAUCCUAAAAAUAAAGGAAGAUAUAGCAAGAGGGAUACAGUUUACAGAUCUAUAAGAUUGAACAAGUUCAAGAAGAGAAAGUUCCAUGAGACGAAGAAUCUGCUCACCGGGGAGACUGAUGUUCAUCCUGAUCUCAUCAAGAAGGAGAACUCAUCUAGUUUUGAGAUCCUUUCCCAUUGGCAUCCAAACAUGACCUUGAAUUUGCUAGAUGACCACACCUCUUGGGUCAGAGGUCAGAUACCAGCACCACUCGAUGAAUUUGUAGAGUUUGUGCCCGGUACAAUCAACAAGUACUGGCCAGUGCUGUACUUCAACAACUACUGGAACCUGAACAGCGAGUACAUGCCCAUAAAUGAAACUGUGAAAGAGUUGAACUUAACGCUGACAUACAGCCCUAUAUCGCUGUUCCGUUGGCAGAUGUAUGCGGCGCAGAACAUGCGUAACAAGUGGACCAGUAUGCUUGGCUCCGAUAUGGGCGAUGAAGACAGUGAUCAGGAUUCACUCAAGACUGCUGUCCUGGAGACCAACCCCUAUCUGCUAGCUUUGACCAUUAUAGUCUCCAUUAUUCACAGUGUGUUUGAGUUCCUUGCAUUUAAAAAUGAUAUCCAGUUCUGGAAAAGUAGGAAGUCUCUGGAGGGUUUGUCCGUCCGUUCAGUGUUCUUUAACGUAUUCCAGUCCGCUGUUGUCGUCUUGUAUGUGCUUGAUAAUGAAACUAACACAGUCGUCAGGAUCAGUGUGUUUAUAGGUCUUGCUAUUGAGAUAUGGAAAAUACACAAAGUCAUAAAUGUCAAGGUGGACAGAGAGAAUAAACUGUUAGGGUUGAUACCAAGAGUGAGUUUGGAAGACAAGUCCACAUAUACAGAGUCACAAACCAGGGAAUAUGAUAGAUUGGCGUUCAGGUACCUGUCAUGGCUUCUGUACCCACUACUGGCCUGCUAUGCUGUGUACUCUGUUGUCUAUGUGGAACAAAGAGGCUGGUACUCAUGGGUACUCAAUAUGAUGUAUGGUUUCCUACUCACUUUCGGUUUUAUCAUGAUGACACCACAGCUGUUUAUCAACUAUAAGCUGAAGUCUGUCGCCCAUCUUCCAUGGAGAAUGUUGACGUACAAGGCACUCAAUACCUUCAUUGACGAUAUAUUUGCAUUUGUUAUAAAAAUGCCGACCCUCUACAGAAUAGGAUGUCUUAGAGAUGACAUCAUCUUCUUCAUAUACCUCUACCAGAAGUAUAUAUACAGGGUGGACCCUACAAGAGUCAAUGAGUUUGGGGUCAGUCAAGAAAUGUUGGAGGAAAACGGGGAGGCCAAGGCCAUAAAAGAUGGCGUCGAGGACAAGGGAGAUAAUUCUGAUUCUAAGGAUGAUAACUCUGUAGAACCUGAGGAAAUUCCUGCGAUGCCAAAAUCAGCGGAAGAAAAGAAAAAGGACUGAUGUGUUAUGACAGCGUUAGAAUUCUGUGUUUUAUAGUAUGGUCGCAGAGAUUAUGUUUGUAGUCGAUUUGGAAGAAAAAGGUUUUAUAAAGAUGUUAAACUUUUAGGAUUUUUGUAUUAAAGAUAAAGAGUUUUAAUAGUGUUCCUACUGUUAAGACUAUGAAGGGAGAAUUUCUGAUUAUUGUCAAACUUUGUUAUUUGAUCAGUUGUCUUUCCACUUUCCACUGUAGACCGAAGUUUUUGUCAGUCAUUUUGUGUCAGUAGAGUCUAUUAAGACUUUUAAAAAUUGUUGUUACUUUGCACAUAAUCCCCAAAAUCGUUAUUUAAUUCUGUAUUGUGUUCAUGUUUACUGUUACAUGUAUGACCAUAAACUUGUAACUGAAAGUAGCAUAAAAUGUUGAUACAAAUAUUUAUAAAAUAUUUGAUAUUAUGGUUGCCUGUGUUUCCCAAUAGAAAUGUCAUCACCUUUCUUGUAGUGCACAUAUUGUAUAAAACUGUUUUGAUAAGGUUUUAUCACCAGGCCCUAAAUAUCAUGAAAAUACUUCAAGUAAUUUCUCAGCCUCGAUUUCUACUCAUUUUUACUAUGUUAAAACAUAGCCUGGUUCAAAAUCUUAAAUGUUGUACUUACUACUCUAUUUAAAACAAACCAUUUUGUUACAGAUGUUGAAACAAAUAUUUGGUCAAUAAUGUAAGACAUAUUUCUUGAAAAAAAGUGUUUCAGAAAUUGCACCAUUUUUUUAAAUUUGUACUCCUAUUGUUUUAAGCAUAAUAAAUGACACCAUAUUUGGAUACCAAAACGUGAUAAUUAUAAAAUAUUUAGAAAUAGACACAUAAAUCAGAAUUUCAGAAACACAAUUUAUUUUCUUUCUCCAUUAUAUGGUACAUUUGAUAUUUAUUGGGGUUCUUACGUUCAGGAUUAGUCCUUAUAUCAGAACUGAGAGGUUUAAACAAAAGACUAUUGUACAGUUGUAAAGAUUGUUUGCUUUUUGUUUGGACAUUUGCAUUAAAAUAGUAGGAAGUAUCUUGAAAGGAAUAUAAAUGACUUUGGAAACAAUUUUAAAAGGGGUUUAAGACCCUUUACCCUGAAUGCCUCAUAUAGACCCCAGAUAUCUUUCAGAACUGACAGUAAUCAGCUGUAAGAACUCAUGUUUUAAUUAACUAACUUGUUUUCUGAUACUUGAGUCUUUUUUAACUUACAUGUAUAACAGUUGUAAUGGAAAAUCCUGAGACUUCACCUAUUUUGACUGUCAAAUAUUAGUACCUAGCAGAAUAUGACCUAUGUACCUUAUACUUAAACAGAGGAAUUAUAAUGCUGUUAAGAACACAACUUCUUGGGGUCACUGCCUCCCUCUACUGUCUGGCAGAGACUCAAUCUGUCAUGGAAAUUUUGAUAUAAUCUUAAGGAAUCCUAUGUACAAAUUAUCUCUAUUCCAUCAGCCAUUGAUAAUAAUGCGACUUUUUGAAACCUGGUGAGCCUGUAUAACUUUGUUCUCAUUGGCAAGGGUAUGGCUUUGUAAUUGCUUAUUUGUAAAAUAAA